This is a messenger RNA of Juglans regia (Persian walnut), 3501 nucleotides long. Its product is annotated as G-type lectin S-receptor-like serine/threonine-protein kinase At4g03230. The record is from RefSeq and is a predicted model, not a curated record. Lineage: Eukaryota; Viridiplantae; Streptophyta; Magnoliopsida; Fagales; Juglandaceae. Gene Ontology annotation, molecular function: protein kinase activity; ATP binding; polysaccharide binding. Bases 182 to 3310 code for a protein of 1042 amino acids. Gene Ontology annotation, biological process: recognition of pollen; protein phosphorylation. The transcript is spliced from 8 exons.
CCUUUGGUUUUCCUUUUAUCCACCCUCUUGUCUUUGUGUUCCUAUUUGUCGAUUCAUGUAUUUAAAAUCUAUGCGAAUAAACAUUUAUCCAAGAAAUAUAGUGCGCAGUGAGUGAUGCGCUCGCUCCGAGUGGAAAUCACAAUUUUGCUAGGCUGCCAGCUUUCUGAGAAUGAAUGAAUGAAUGGCAAGCCAUAGAAGAACACUCGACAGACGAUCGUCUUCAAGAUGCUUGCUUUCUUGCGUCUUUUUCUUCUUGGGGUCCUCUCUUCAUGUAAAUUGCUAUCCUGGAGAUAUUCUUAAGCAUGGCGAAAGUAUUUCUGGGAGUGAGACUCUUGUCUCCGCUGAAGGAACGUUUGAACUCAGAUUCUUUACCACUAGGAGCAACACCACUAGCUCCAAAAUAUUUCUCGGAAUAUGCUAUAAAUGGGACCGAGAUACAGUUGUAUGGGUUGCCAACCGAGACGACCCAUUGCCGGCGGACUUUACUGGUGUUUUCCGAAUUGCAGAAGAUGGAAACCUCAAGGUAUUGGAUAUCACUGGUAAACAAUAUUGGUCUUCAGGUCUUGACAGAUCCUCCUUUACAAACCGAAUUGUGAAGCUCAUGGAUUCUGGAAACUUAGUGUUAAGCGGUGAUCACAUGCCGACGAGUUUGUGGGAGAGCUUCAAAGAUCCAACCGAUACUUUUCUUCCAGGUAUGAAGAUGGAUGAAAAACUGACAUUAACUUCAUGGAAAGGCAAAGAUGACUCUCGAAGUGAGCGAUACCAGUUUAAGCUUGAUCAAAAAAGAGAGGGCCACUAUGUUGUCUCAAAAAGAUCAAUCAAUUACUGGAAAGGUUGGAUGCAAGGUAAGUGCUCGAGCUCGGAUGGAAUAAUUCCUCAUUCCAUAACCAACCUGUUAUCCAAUUUCAGCAAGAGCGUCGUACCUGACAAUAAAUCCGAACAAAACCGCUACCAAACAAAACCAACUAAUCGAAGUUUAGAUUUCACAAGGCUGGUAAUGAAUAACAAUGGGCAGUUACAGUAUCUGAACUGGAAUGAGAAGAAACGCAAUUGGUCUUUAACAUGGUCGAAGCCGGAAGACGAAUGUGGCAUUUAUAACUAUUGUGGGAAAUUCGGGAGCUGCAAUAUUAACAAUUGGCCUUUAUUAUGCAAAUGUUUGCCUGGGUACAAGCCUUCUAACUCUGUUGAUUAUUGGGAUUUAAGAGAUUUUUCUGGUGGCUGCACCAGAAAUUCGGCAUCAACUGAUUCCGAUAUAUUCUUGAGCUUAAAGAUGAUGAAAGUGAGCGACCCAGAUUCAGAAUCCACGGUAGCAAAUGAAACAGAAUGUGGAAAGGAGUAUUGCCUUAAAAAUCGCCAGUGCGUCGCUUAUUCAUAUCGGGCUGAAAAUAUCACGCAACGAGGUGAUACUACUGAUAGUGACCACAAGUGCUGGAUUUGGAGUGAGUAUAUAGGUAAUCUUCAAGAGGAGUAUCCGAACCAGGGAAGUAACCUCUCUGUUCUCGUAGCAAAUGCUGAUAUAGAAUCAACUGCAAGGACUUGUGAGCCUUGUGGCACAUAUACGAUCCCCUAUCCCUUGAGCACGGGACAAGAUUGUGGUGACCCCAUGUACUUCAAUUUCGACUGCAACACCUCAUCAGGCCAGGUUAGCUUCAAGGCAUCCAGUGGCUCCCAAUAUCGUGUUGUUAGAAUUGAUCCAAGUACACGACACUUUGUCAUCCAAGUAGAAUAUCCUAAUGCUACAAAUUCAACCAUAAAACCGUGGCUCAAUAUGUCAUUGCCAUUUAUUUCGAACGACAAGUUGAUUACUGGGGUAGACAACUACACUGAUCAAUUUGAAGGCAGAUUGGAGGCUUCUAGAUCACAAAGGAAAAAUAAAGUAGGCGUACAGAUUAGUUGGAAGCCACCAAUGGAGCCAACCUGUACUUCAUCCACGGACUGCAGGGAUUGGCCAAAUUCAACUUGCAAUGCAACAAGAGAAGGAAAGCUGAGGUGCCUUUGCCAUCCAAACUUCCGGUGGGAUGGCUCAAAUUUGAAUUGUACUAAAGGUGAUUUUCCUAAAUCUUCAGAUGAGCCUUCAACGAGAAAGAUUCCAUUGACCUUGAUUGUUGCGUUACCUCUUGCAUGUGUGACUGUUCUCGCUUGUAUAAUUAUUUACAUGUGGAUAAGAAAGAUGGCCAAGAGACAAGAAGUUAUAAGAAGUACUGAUAAAAGAGAUCGAGCACUACGCCCAUUAGACAGUGAAAGGCAUGUCAAAGACUUGAUAGACUCGGUUGAGCCCAUAGAAGAAGAUGGGGAAGGCAUUGAAGUACCUUUUUUCGAUCUGGGAAGUAUACUAGCCGCUACAAAUAACUUCUCAGAUACAAACAAGCUCGGACAAGGGGGCUACGGGCCUGUUUACAUGGGUACAUUUCCAGGAGGUCAAGAAAUUGCUGUAAAGAGGCUCUUAAGUGUAUCAGGACAAGGCUUACAGGAAUUUAAAAAUGAGGUGGUGUUGAUUUCAAAACUCCAACACAGGAAUCUUGUUAGACUUCGAGGAUAUUGCAUAAAGGGAGAUGAAAAGAUUUUACUCUACGAGUACAUGCCCAACAAAAGUUUGGACUUAUUUCUAUUUGAUCAAAAUCUGAGCAUGCUUUUGGACUGGAAGAUUCGCUUCAACAUUAUCUUGGGAAUAGCUAGAGGACUUCUUUAUCUUCACCAAGACUCGAGAUUGAGGAUCAUCCACAGAGAUCUGAAAACUAGCAACAUUCUUCUAGAUGAGGAGAUGAACCCCAAAAUAUCCGACUUUGGCUUGGCAAGGAUUGUUUCAGGCAAAGAAACUGGGGAUAACACAAUCCGAGUAGCUGGAACUUAUGGCUAUAUGUCUCCGGAGUACGCAUUAGAUGGACUUUUCUCGGUCAAAUCCGAUGUUUAUAGUUUUGGUGUAGUUCUUCUUGAGAUUAUAAGUGGAAAAAAGAACACAGGAUUUUAUCGGUCUGAAGAAGCCAUGAGCCUUAUAGCUUAUGCAUGGAGAUUGUGGGUAGAAAACAAGUUGUUGGAUCUAAUGGACCAGAAUUUACGUGAGAGUUGCAAUGUUGAUCAGUUCUUGAAAUGCGUUAAUAUUGUAUUCUUAUGCGUACAAGAAGACCCAAGUGACCGCCCCACCAUCUCAAAUAUCGUUACCAUGCUUGACAGUGAGACUGCGAUAGUUCCAAAUCCGAAACAACCAGCUUUCAUUCUGAAGAGAGGACUUUUUAGCACAGCAAGUUCUUCUAGUCGACCGGAGACACAUACAGAAUUGAACAUUAGUUCAGGAGAAAUACAAAAUGAAUGAUGUGGUGAAUGUGCUGUUUCUAUGCUACCUACUCUGGUUUUAGCUGUAUUCUUGCUGGAAAUUUAUAUGUGUGAGUCUUAACAUUCAUACAUUUUACUCUCUUACGAAUUUCUUUGAGGGUUUGGAAUUAUAUACCCACUUAAUAAUCAUUGGGCCACUAAAGUAUUGAUGGACUUUAGGAAACUCAAGAG